CCCAACGUCAGAGCCGCCCAGCCUGCUCGCUGAUUCAAACUGAGAGCAGAGUUUCGGGGCUUUGGGAAGCCGGCGAAGGGACGGGAGCCAGGCAGCCGAGGCCCAGGGAGCGCCGAUUCCCUCGCCCGGUGCUUCCCUCGCCCGGUAGGAUGAUUCCUCCGAGCAGCCACCGGGAGGACUCGGGGCAGGAACUGAAUAAAGAAAACCAGGACGACAGCAGCGCUGAUCGCCCUCCGUCCCCAGCAUCGACCCCCAGCCAGGAAUCCAAGCUGCAGAAGCUAAAACGGUCGCUUUCUUUCAAGACCAAAAGUUUGCGGAGUAAAAGUGCCGACAACUUCUUCCAAGGGACCAGCAGUGACGGGAAGCUAGCAGCGGACACACUGCCCGAGAUCCCGGUCGGCGGCGGGAGCCAGCCCCGAGGCGCAGGGAGCCUGGGCGCCACGCCCACCAGAGGGCGGCUGCAGCCCCCGGCGGGCAGCGGGGCCCACGCCUUCCAGGAGCACCUCUUCAAGAAGCCCACCUUCUGUGACGUCUGCAGCCACAUGAUCGUAGGGGGCAAUGCCAAGCAGGGUCUGCGCUGCAAAGCGUGCAAGAUGAGCCUCCACCACAAGUGUGCAGACAGCCUGGCACCCCAGCGCUGCAUGGGCAAACUGCCUAAAGGGUUCCGGCGCUACUAUAGCUCCCCCUUACUCAUCCAGGAGCAGUUUGGAUGCAUCCGAGAAGUCAUGCCCAUUGCCUGUGGCAACAAGGUGGAUCCAGUGUACGAGGCUCUCCGAUUCGGCACGUCCCUGGCCCAGAAGACCAAGAAGGGAAGCUCAGGGAGUGGAUCCAGCUCUCCCACCCGGAACUCUAUCUCAGACCUGGGAGAGGUCCCAGAGGAACUGCCAGGAGUCCUUUCUGAUCCAAGCCGGGGGCGCAGCAACAGCGUGUUUACGUAUUCAGAAAACGGCUCCGGCGACAUCAGAGAACACUUGAAGACCACAAAUGGCCCAGUACUCACCAAAGGGUCUCUGCACAAAGACACCUCACAGACCAGCACCUAUGUUGCCUUGUACAAAUUUGUCCCCCAGGAGAAUGAAGACUUGGAAAUGAGGCCGGGAGACGUGGUCACUCUCCUCGAGGACUCCAAUGAAGACUGGUGGAAGGGGAAAAUCCAAGACCGAACUGGGUUUUUUCCCGCCAACUUUGUUCAGCGUGUGCAGCCGGAUGAGAAGAUUUUCAAGUGUGUCCGGACCUUCAUUGGCUGUAGAGAGCAGGGACAGAUCACUCUGAAAGAGAGCCAGAUCUGUGUGACCUCAGAAGAAGGACGGGAUGGCUUCAUCAAGGUCUGCAGUGGCAGAAAGAAGGGCCUGGUGCCGCUGGACAUCCUAGAAAACAUCUGAUUUCUGUGCCCCACUUUAUGCAGUGAAAAGCUUGGCUAGCAAUGGCCAACAGCCUCUUCAUACGGACACUGUCUGUUCUGAUGACCCCCGGGGGACAGUGAGACUGUGAGAGCGCGCACUCAUGCACACACGCGCACACACACACACACACACACACACACACACACACACACACACACACCAGGCUGCUGAGAAACAACAAGAAUGACAACAAAAGAGAGGAUUUGUUGAGGAAAUGUAACAGAAAGUAGGGGCAAUGCCCCUUCACAGGGAGAACUUGGGGGAUGGGGGCAGGAAGUGGUUGGAAUUUAAAUAUGGUUGUCUAAUGAAGAAACCCACUAGUACCUGAGGUAACCCUGUGUUACCAGGACCCAGGCAGCUGAACCUGACCUCUGGACCAAGUACAGUCUGAUGGUUUUGGUCCAGUUUGACACGAGCUCCAACUUGCUGUCCAUAGUAUCAGUCCAACAUUGUAGCAUUUUAAACUGGCCAGCUUAGCUCUUGGGAGCCCACCAAGGGGAGAGACAACUGAGUCUAGAAGCUCAUUAGGUUAUCUGAUUGUCAGGAAAUACAGUGGCCUACUGUGGUGUUCUCUCUCUCUCUCUCUCUCUCUCUCUCUCUCUCUCUCCCUCUUUCUGUCUGUCUCUGU
Dromiciops gliroides (monito del monte) is the source of this 2031-nucleotide messenger RNA. It is a transcript of the gene STAC, whose product is annotated as SH3 and cysteine rich domain. Gene Ontology annotation, cellular component: extrinsic component of cytoplasmic side of plasma membrane. Gene Ontology annotation, molecular function: transmembrane transporter binding. NCBI's taxonomy places the organism in Eukaryota, Metazoa, Chordata, Mammalia, Microbiotheria, Microbiotheriidae. The transcript has 11 exons. The record is from RefSeq and is a predicted model, not a curated record. Gene Ontology annotation, biological process: positive regulation of voltage-gated calcium channel activity; skeletal muscle contraction; positive regulation of protein localization to plasma membrane. The coding region runs from base 150 to 1382 and encodes 410 amino acids.